Messenger RNA from Oryctolagus cuniculus (rabbit), 3847 nucleotides. NCBI's taxonomy places the organism in Eukaryota, Metazoa, Chordata, Mammalia, Lagomorpha, Leporidae. The record is from RefSeq and is a predicted model, not a curated record.
AUGGUGGAGCUGGCACCCUUGUCUGUGCCAUGGGAGCGCAGGCUGCAGACCUUCGCGGUCCUCCACUCCUCCACGAGGGCGCAGGAAGCGAAUCUCCUCCUCCUCCCAGGGUCGAGGGUUGGGCAGGACGGGGCUGCCCUCAGUCUCCCGCCUUCUCUGACGGCUCUGCUGUGCUCCCCAGCCCAGAUCUGCUUUGUGGCGUUCAUCAGCCUCCUGUUCACGAGAUUCUGGGUCUUCGCUGUCCUGUAUGCGACCUGGUGGUACCUGGACCGGGACAAGCCGCGGCAGGGCGGCAGGCGCAGCGAGGUCUUCCGCCGCGGGGUGAUAUGGAAGUACAUGAAGGACUAUUUCCCCGUCUCUCUCGUGAAGACCGCGGAGCUGGACCCCUCGCGGAACUACAUUGCGGGCUUCCACCCGCACGGCGUCCUGGCCGCCGGCGCCUUCCUCAACCUGUGCACCGAGAGCACUGGCUUCUCCUCGCUCUUCCCGGGCAUCCGCCCCCACCUGAUGAUGCUGACCUUGUGGUUCCGGGCUCCCUUCUUCAGGGAUUACAUCAUGUCCGGGGGGCUGGUCACAUCAGAGAAGGGGAGUGCAGAUCACAUCCUGAGCAGGAAGGGCGGCGGGAACUUGCUGGCCAUCAUUGUCGGGGGUGCCCAGGAGGCACUGGACGCCCGGCCUGGAGCCUACACGCUGUUACUGCGCAACCGCAAGGGCUUCAUCCGACUCGCCCUGGUGCAUGGGGCGGCCCUGGUGCCGAUCUUCUCCUUUGGCGAGAACGACUUAUUUGACCAGGUUGAGAACUCCUCUGGCUCCUGGCUGCGCUGUGUCCAGAACUGGCUGCACGGGAUCAUGGGCGUCUCCUUCCCACUAUUCCACGGCCGCGGCGUCUUCCAGUACAGCUUCGGGCUCAUGCCCUACCGGCGACCCAUCACCACUGUGGUGGGAAAGCCCAUCGAGGUGCAGAAGACACUGCACCCCUCGGAGGAGGAAGUGGACCGGCUGCACCAGCGCUAUAUCAAGGAGCUGUGCAACCUCUUUGAUGCCCACAAGCUCAAGUUCAACAUCCCCGCUGACCAACACCUGGAGUUCUGCUGAGUCCCUCAAGGCAGAGGAGGGGCUGCCCCAGAGGCCAGAGCUGGUGCUAGGGAGCCCAGCUGGAGGCGCUGAGAGGGUGCAUGCUUCGGCAGAGCCUCCCCCGACUCCUGCAAACCCAACCUGUGUCAGGCCCCCACUGGAGCUGGCAUCGUGGAAGGAGAGAGCAGGCUCCCGCAUGCGCAGAGCCUCCCUCUCUGUGCCUCUGUCUGCUCCUCUAUGAGAUGGAGAAGGGCUGGAAGAGAAUGAUUUCUGAGGUCUCUGUCCUCUGUUGUAAAGUUACUCAAACACGGCCCACUGAAAUGUGGGGAAACCAGAGCCAGGUUUUUUUGUCCUCGAACCCUGAGUGACAGUGUAAAAAGUCACCAGCUCCAGCCCUCUCUCCUACCAGCUUCCCCACCCUGACCUGGAGGCCCCAGCUACUUCCUUCCCAAGCAAGUGAGGAGAGGUUGACCAGUAAGCCCCUGCACUGGCACUGGCCACCUCCAUGUGUCUGCAGCCUCUGGGCUAUGGCGUGGCGUCCAGCAGGCGCAGGAGGUGAGCCACGAGGACGGUGCUGUGUCCCUGUCUCUGUGACUGUGGGCAGACCUCCUUCCCCUCCCUCUGAGCCACAGUGUCCCCAAAGCACAUGACGACCUCUGAGUCUCAGCUCUGCCACUGCAGAGGUGGAGGGCUCCACAAGGGCCCCUCUCGCUCGUCCUUUGUAACCUCAGGCCCUGACCUUGGCAUCAAAGGGGUGCUUUGGGGCAGGUGUUUGGUGCAGAGGGGUAAGCUGCCACUUGGAUGGCCGCUUUCCCUACUCAGUGCCUGGUUUGAGUCCCGGUCACUCCAUACUUCCUAUCCAGCUGCCUGCCAGUGGAGUUGGGAAAGCAACUUGAGUUGGCUCAAGUGCUGGGGUCCCUGCACCCACCCCUGGAGACCUGGAUGGAGCUCCUGGCUCCUGGCUGCAGCCUGGUCUGGCUCCAGCCCCAGCUCCCAGCUGUUGCAGCCAAUUGAGAAGUGAAUUAGCAUAUGGAAGAUCUCUCUCUCUCUCUCUCUCUCUCUCUCUCUCUCUCUGCCUUUCAAAUGAAUAAAUAUUUAAAUAAAAAUAGGGUUGUGUUUCAUAAAUGUCUGUCAGGGGCUGGUGCUGUGGCAUAGUGGGUAAAGCCCCCUCCUGCAGUGCCGGCAUCCCAUAUGGGCGCCGGUUCAAGUCCCAGCUACUCCACUUCUCAUCCAGCUUUCUGCUAUGGCUUGGGAAAGCAGUAGAAAAUGGUCCAAAUCCUUGUGUUUCUGCAACCACAUGGGAAGACCCUGAGGGAGCACCUGGCUGCUGGCUUCGGACCAGCACAGCUCUGGCCAUUGUGGCCAUUGGGGAGUGAACCAGGGAAUGGAAGACCUCUCUUUCUCUCACUUGCGCUCUCUUGCUCUCUCUGCUUCUGCGUCUCUGUAACUCUGCCUUUCAAAUAAAUUUUUUUUUUUUUGGACAGGCAGAAUGGACAGUGAGAGAGACAGAGAGAAAGGUCUUUCUUUUUUUCCGUUGGUUCACCCCACAAUGGCCGCUGCAGCUGGCGCACCGCGCUGAUCUGAGGCCAGGAGCCAGGUGCCUUCUCCUGGUCUCCCAUGUGGGUGCAGGGCCCAAGGACCUGGGCCAUCCUCCAUUGCACUCCCAGGUCACAGCAGAGAGCUGGCCUGGAAGAGGGACAACCGGGACAGAAUCUGGCGCCCCGACCAGGACUAGAACCCAGGGUGCCAGUGCCGCAGGUGGAGGAUUAGCCUAAUGAGCCAUGGCGCUGGCCCCAAAUAAAUCUUAAAGAGUCUGUUAGUCCUUUUUACUUCUGUCCUCAACCUCAGCUAACAGGGCUGGGCAAAGCCUCAACAUGGACCCCAAGCCUGGCCCUGUGACCCUCGGUCACCUUUCCAGAAGCUGCCUCAGAGCGGUCCAGAGGGGCUCUCCUCUUCCUGAUGCAUCAGCCCUAGCUUCCCUGCUCUGACCCCCUUGGGCUGGGUAAGAAGGGCAGGGCAGAUGAUGUAAGGCAGACACGAGGCGUGAGGGUUCACGCGUCUGCAGGCGGGGUGGGGUGGGCACACGAGCCCUGGCCAGCAGAUCCUGAACUCUUGCAUGAGGGACUUCUGUCCUCCCCAGGGAGGGGGCAGGGGAAGGCUGGGUCGCACUGGGGCUUGUGGCUCCCCUCCCCCUCAAGGAGCAGAUCACACGAUGACCACAACAUGGAGGGGGCAUUGGACACGUGUAAAUCUGAUCCCACAUCCUGGUCCUGGGCAAGUCUCAUCACUUCCAAACCUCAGUUUUGUCAUCUGAGAAAUGGGAGUUAGCACAUCCACACCCAGAGUCCCGAGCGGCAGCUGCUGAGACGGUAAGCAGAGGUGGGGGUCAGCGUGCACAGGGACCCCUGCGGGUGCCUGUUACCUGCGAGGGGGCAGGGUGGCACAGAGGUCACAAGGGGAGCAGUGACGUUCAGGGAAGGGAGUGACGGUUUCCAGCCAAGGGGAAGACCUGGAGGAAGUGACUCGCAGACAGGGCCGUGAGGAAGUUACGCCAAGCAGGUGAGUAAGGGCCUGCGGUGCGUGUCCAUGGUUGCAUCACAGGGGUCACUGGGUAGACACACAGCUAGUGCACACCCACCAGCUCACCUGCCACCUUACCCCGUCCCGGGUAGAACAAAGUUCACUAAAACGGCCCGCAGGUCAGGGGUGAGGCCUGGACCCUCCCCAGCCUGGCAUACAAGGCUCUCCUUGCUGGCCCUCUAGACUUCGCCAG